AACAACUUGUCAGAUCUUACGUGUUAUUCAACCAUCUGAAGAAGACGGGGAUUCCUUCAAAAAGCAAAAUGUUAAGAAUGGGGAGAGGCAGUACUGGCCACCUGGCAGUCUUUACCGCUAUGAAGUACAACCUGUUGCCAAUGAGAAAUCUAAACCUUUGAUAGUGUCAGCAGAGCUUAUACACAGGAAGAAAAGUUAUUAUUCCCGGGCAAAAAAUCGUUUAUACAUUAAACAAUUUACAGAGCAAGUUGGUGGAUUUUGGAAGUUAAAGGCUAAAACAGCUGAGAAGUACGGAAUAUCAAGAGUGAAAUUUGACCUUAUCUUUGUGGGUGAAGCACCAGAUCUAAGCCCAAACAAGAAGGGCUCUCCCAACAACCAGGUGAAGACAGGUGGUUCUGGAAAGAAAGAAAAACGCCAAGAAAGUAUUGACAAGUACUUCACAAAGAAAUCUCCCAGCAAGCAACAGAACUCCCAGCCCAUGGAUGCUCACCAGAAGUCUUUAUUACAAAAAUUGAAAGAAAAGUACAAAGUACAAAAUGCUAAAAAUACUACACUGGCAAACAAAAUAGCCAACAAACAAGAAGCCAUAAGACAAAAAAGGAAAUAUACAAAAAAGAAAUUGCUUCAGUCUUCUGAUAAAAACUCAGUAUUAACAGAGAUGGAAAUAAAACAAAGGAAGCAAGAGGAAAAACUUAAACUGAGGGAACAAAAACGAAAGAAAAAGGAACAAGUAGCUUUAUUGAUGAAAGAAUACAACAGGAAAAAAGAGGAUUUGGAACUUGAAGAUCUGCAGGAUCUCCCAGAGCCAUUGCCUAUCGAACUUCGUCUACCAAAUGAGCUGUUUGGAGACUUUGUGAUGAUAAUGGAGUUUCUUCAUACAUUCCAGGAGACCAUUAAUCUGAAGGAUUACUUUCCCGCAGGGAUGACUUUAGACCUUUUGGAGCGAGCACUCGUUGAAAAUGAAGUUGCUGGGCCACUGUGUGACAUUAUUCAGAUGUUGCUUACAGCAAUAUUUGAACUGCAAGAGGAGGAAGAUGAUGAAAUUAGAGAAGAUUCAGACAUGAGAUCAUCAGACUGGCAAGAUGUGGCGGAUGUGGCCGGUGAUAUGAGGACGAAGGAAGCCGUGAGACAGGCUACAAUCGCAGCCAGGUGGUCUCAGGCAUACCAUCGCACACCACUUAACAAGCUGACACUGGAUGCCAGCACAGUGACCGAGGUAUUGAGACUGCAUCUGCUGGCCUCAGGUGGCCGCUGCGGCGGACAGCAGCUCGAAAUGGAG
Molecule: messenger RNA, 1279 nt
Organism: Homalodisca vitripennis (glassy-winged sharpshooter)
Lineage: Eukaryota; Metazoa; Arthropoda; Insecta; Hemiptera; Cicadellidae
Product: bromodomain adjacent to zinc finger domain protein 1A-like
Exons: 7
Biological process (GO): chromatin remodeling
Source: RefSeq, a predicted model, not a curated record